Sinocyclocheilus anshuiensis is the source of this 3397-nucleotide messenger RNA. Its product is annotated as leucine-rich repeat-containing protein 4C-like. Gene Ontology annotation, cellular component: plasma membrane; glutamatergic synapse; postsynaptic density membrane. The transcript has 2 exons. The record is from RefSeq and is a predicted model, not a curated record. Lineage: Eukaryota; Metazoa; Chordata; Actinopteri; Cypriniformes; Cyprinidae. Gene Ontology annotation, molecular function: cell-cell adhesion mediator activity. Bases 333 to 2228 code for a protein of 631 amino acids. Gene Ontology annotation, biological process: synaptic membrane adhesion; modulation of chemical synaptic transmission; regulation of axonogenesis.
UUUUUUUUAUGUGUCCAGCAAAACAUGUCAACGGUGGUAGAUUUAUCCCCGAUGUAUUUACAGAUUUUGUAGAAGAUUUGUUCUCUUCAGGCCCCCCUCCCCCUUUUUUUGCACCUGCUUUGCUUUGUCAAAGCUCACGGAGCGCUUUAGAGCGCGCUGCUCUUACUUGCAUCUCCGUACAUCGUGCAUGGAUUCUACAUGAACUGGGGGUUUUGUGAGGGCUGCAGUGAUGCUCCCAUUUACUGAUAUCGCCGCACAGCUCGCAUUUCCUGACAGAAAUGGACUGCCUGUAAAUGUUUGGGGAGAGAAACUCAGCGGGCAUUAAAUUAUGAAUGUUGAACAAGAUGACCUCUUACCAUCAGUGCCAGAUGUUGAGAGGUCCUAGAUGGAAAGGGGCUUGGUUUGACCCCUUGUUUCUCCUGCUUCUAGCCCUGCAGUUGCUUGUUGUCGCUGGAUUGGUACGAGCCCAAACCUGUCCUUCCGUAUGUUCCUGCAGUAAUCAGUUUAGUAAGGUCAUCUGCACACGCAGAGGGCUAAAGGAUGUCCCUGAUGGCAUCUCCACCAAUACAAGGUAUCUAAACCUUCAGGACAAUCAGAUCCAGGUCAUCAAAUUAGACAGUUUCAAGCAUCUGCGACACCUUGAGAUUCUUCAGCUCAGCAGAAACCACAUCCGCAACAUAGAGAUUGGCGCCUUCAACGGGCUUACCAGCCUUAACACUCUGGAGCUUUUUGACAAUCGCCUCACGACCAUCCCAAAUGGCGCCUUUGAGUAUCUAUCAAAACUGAAAGAGCUGUGGCUUAGGAAUAACCCUAUUGAGAGCAUACCGUCUGAUGCCUUCAGUCGCUUGCCCUCCCUGCGGCGGUUGGACUUGGGAGAGCUGAAGCGUCUCUCCUACAUUUCCAGUGGAGCAUUUCAGGGCUUGAGUAACCUUCGAUACCUAAAUCUGGGCAUGUGUAACCUCAAAGAGGUCCCCAAUAUUCAGCCCUUGAUUCGUUUGGAUGAGCUGGAGAUGUCUGGAAACCAGCUCACCAUCAUUCAGCCCAGUUCUUUUAAGGGUCUCAUCCAUCUUCAGAAGCUGUGGAUGAUGCACGCCCAAGUCCAAACCAUAGAGCGGAACUCCUUCGACGACCUGCACUCUUUACGAGAGCUCAACCUGGCUCACAACAACCUUACCUUUUUGCCCCACGAUCUCUUCACGCCUUUGCACCACCUGCAGCGAGUACAUUUGCAUCACAAUCCCUGGAACUGCAACUGUGAUAUUCUUUGGCUGAGCUGGUGGCUGAGAGAGACCGUACCUACGAACACCAGCUGCUGCGCCCGCUGCAAUUCCCCUCCCAGCCUCAAGGGGCGCUACAUCGGCGAGCUGGACCAGAGCUACUUUCAGUGCUAUGCACCCGUUAUCGUCGAGCCACCUGCCGACCUCAAUUUGACUGAAGGAAUGGCGGCAGAGCUCAAAUGUCGGACGAAUUCCAUGACCUCGGUCAGCUGGCUAACACCAAAUGGCUCCAUCAUGACACAUGGGGCGCUCAAGAUGCGCAUCUCCGUCCAAAACGACGGAACGUUAAACUUCACCAACGUCACCAUCCAGGACACGGGAACCUACACUUGCAUCAUAAGCAACAUGCUAGGCAACAUUUCGGCAUCCGCUGUCCUCAAUGUGACAUCCGUCGACAACAGCGGCUUUAGUUACUUCACUACGGUCACUGUAGAGACAAUUGAAACCAUUAUCGAUGGGGAGAGCAGGACACCGGUGCAGCCAUCUUUUGGCUGGGCGUCCUCUUCGACCACAAGGGGAACACCUAUUGCCACCGAGAGAGCGUACACCAUUCCCGUGACUGACAUAGACAUCGAUGGCGCUCUCAAUGGUUUGGAGGAGGUGAUGAAAACCACCAAGAUCAUCAUCGGCUGCUUUGUGGCCAUCACGCUCAUGGCGGCCGUCAUGCUCAUAAUAUUCUACAAGAUGCGCAAGCAGCACCACCAGCAGGAUCACGAUGGGCCGACCCGCACCAUCGAGAUAAUCAACGUACACGAGGAGCUGACGAGGGUUCCGGCCUUGGAGAGUCACCUGACUCUCCCACCCCUGGAGCAUGAGCAUUACAACCACUAUAACUCCUACAAGACUUCUUAUAACCAUGUGUCUGCUCUCAGCUCGCUGCAUAGUUCAGUGCAUGAACCUUUACUAAUCCAAGCCAGCUCAAAGGAUAAUGUGCAGGAGACGCAAAUUUGACCAUGUCGAACGAACCGAACUGUACUAAUGCUGUUUAAAUUUUGGUUCGGACAUGCUGUUGUAAUGAAGAUGACAGUGUGCAUUAAGACAUUCAGCAAUGUCAGUGAGAGCCAGGGUGUAUAAUUAUUUUAACAAGUGUCUUUACAAAUCUUAUUUAUUUAAAGAUAUGUGAAGUGACUGAAUCAUGAAAUCACAAGUCAAAAAGGUUAACAUCUUUUUUCUUUUUCGUUUUGAGAACUGGGGGAAUGAAUGGUUUACUUUCAUGUGUUGGUAGAAUUAAGGUCAGCUGCGAUGGUUAUUAGCGCAAUGAGACAAGAGUUGUGUUUUUGUUUUUUAGUUGUGGCAUAUUACAUCCCUUUGCACCAAUGUGUUUUCGUUUUUUUGAGACACUGGAAUCAAAAACUGGCCACUGAAAACAGCAGACUUUAAAUCGCAUGGAGCACUUAGAUAUGAAUGGUGGGCCUGAUGGAUGCGGUGACUCUAGAGAGGUGUAUAAAUGGUUACAUUUCCCCAUGAAAAAUCAUGUUACUGAACAAAAAAGGGAAAGCUUUCAUUGUCAGGGCCUGGAUUAUUCUGCAAAUGCAGCUUGUGGGAUAGGACAUAUUUCUAGUAUUUAUAGAAGCCAGUGUUCGGAGCACACAACAAUUAACUUCAAUUCAGAAAAUAUUGCAUAAUUGCCUUGAAUUACAGCCCUUAAGUCAAGAUAGUGUCUAAAAUGUGGCACUGGAAAUUCAGGAUUUUAGGUUCAGCAUUUUUUUCACAAAAUAUAUUUAUAACUGUAAAUGCCAACAACCUAUGAAUAUAAAUAUGAAUUAUAUACAUCGUUGAACAUCAGGCUAGUACAAUUAUAGCCCCAAUGCUACAUGUGUGUGGGAUAUAAUAGUAUGUUAACCAAAUGCGAGAUAUGAAAUAACCCUGAGUGGCUGAGGACAAGGGAAUAUGAUUUCGAAGAUCGUUUGCUGUGCGAGUUUCAGACAAAAAUGGCUGAGGAAAUAAAUAAUGAAAUAAAAAAUAGCCUGCUAAUGUCACUAUGGAAACCACGACCUACUGAAAGAAAAAAAAAACACUGGACACAAUCAGAGUGCAGCCCAGUGCUUAAAACAUGUAUUGUUUAUUUGAGAAUUGCAAUAUUUUCAAUAGAGCUGAUUUGUAAACCACUGGUUUUUACU